This is a messenger RNA of Penicillium robsamsonii, 1473 nucleotides long. RefSeq lists its product as uncharacterized. The transcript has a single exon. The record is from RefSeq and is a predicted model, not a curated record. Lineage: Eukaryota; Fungi; Ascomycota; Eurotiomycetes; Eurotiales; Aspergillaceae. The coding region runs from base 1 to 1473 and encodes 490 amino acids.
AUGGUGACCUCUACCGACUCCUCUGACACCCUAAUCACUCGUCCACCUCCAAUCCGCAACCCACACUUACCUCCCAAUCCCACAACCAUAUCCCUGGAGAUGGACUUACUAUCACCCACCGAAUCUCCACCACCCUUGGUCCCGAAACUGCUCCGCGAAGCUAGUGACAUCACAUGGCUGGAAUCCCUGGAAUCAAAAAAAGGCCAGGUUGUGCUAGUCCGAUGGCGUGGUCGAUACCGCCUACUGUACCAGCAGCAAUUCAAGAACAGCUUGCUCGCCGGUGUCGGGUACCUCGAGCUAGCUAACGCCGGUGAUUUUGCUGCCAACGUCUGGAACGAGAUCCCUGUUCCAAAAUUUGCUGCUGUGCUGAUGGGAAUUGGAGGUACACUGGCCUUGGGAAUGUUGUUGGUCGUUAUUUAUGAUUUCCAAUUGAGCUGGACAAACGUCAAGCUGCUACGAGCGGAGCGGGAUCACCUGCAGCGUCUGCGGCAAUACCACAGCAAGAACGCAGAGCUGGUGCGACUCAUCGACAGCCGGCUUGGCGUGGGGGUGCGAGAAAUUGGCACCGAAGCGAUUGACCGGAUCGUGAUGGAUUUAUUGCUGGGAUUCGGCUCCCUGUUGGUCGGCGUUGGGACUUUGAUGGCCAUUGGCGGCGCCAAUCCCCACGUCUACAAAGCCAGCAAUCUGCUUUCUGGGUAUAUUGGGAAUAGCCUAGCUGCAAUGUUCGGCCUUGUCAAUGCCAUCUGGUCUGGGUAUCUCUUUUAUCGAUUCCAUAUGCACGAUGCCGCUGUUUUUGCGCGUGAGCCCAGUGAUGAUAUCCGUCGCCGUCUACAUACUAGGUUCCGCCGCUUCCAAUGGCACGCCGGUGUAAACGGAUUGAAUGGUCUUGUUGCUGGUGCUGCUUCGAUGGUCACUGCUGAGCGUUGGUGGGGAUACGUUGUCCUGAUUCCUUGUAUUAUUUCUCUAGUGAUGUGCAACUAUUUCUGGCGGAGAAAGCUGGGUUAUGAUCGUCCACUCCUUGGGCAUACAUCACCAACAGAAAUACAGGUGACCCCUCUCAUUGAGGACCUGCAAUAUGUGAUUGUAAUGCAGCGAGCUCUCGCCGAUCCCGAGCAUUCGCUUCCGCUGGCGAUUGUUCAGCCUGACUCCUUGGACUCAAUCUUUCAAUUCAUUGUCCGUGAAAACAUGCUCGACACAUACUGCGAGUCCCUUGCCCGCGAUAAAAGCACCCGCCAUCUGCUCGCCGCAUUCCCAUCUUCAAACACAUCUCCCGAUCAAAUAACCAUCUCCCUAGACGCACUCUUCCGCCUUCCUCCCGGCCACCUACAUCUCAUACUGGAGCACGCAAAGAAAUUUCUGCGAACGACCGGUGUCUGCAUCUUCACACACCGCGAACGUUACCUCCUCGAGCUUCUGGGCUACGCCGUCUGUCAAGAUCACAAAAGGGCGACAACAACCAUAAUGACACGAUAG